GCUUUUGUGCAUUUUGCGUUUCACGCGAAUUUGCGUCUGACGCACGAGUUGGAAAAUUUGAACUUUGGCGGAUUUUCGCGCAGCGUUAACCAAUCAGGAGCCUGCUUGCUGCUGUGGCGGCAGCCCCGCCCGGAGUCACUCAUUCAACAUGGAGGAACGCUUAAUAUUGUCCGUGUGCAGUCAUCCGGAGCUAUACGACACAAUUUCGUAUUUCUACAGAGACAGGAAUAAAAAGGACCUCGCUUGGAAGAGUAUCAGUGAGGAGAUUGGGCAACCUGAGGACGUGUGCCGUAAAAAAUGGAAAAGUCUCAGGGACACGUACCUGAAGGAGAUGGAGAAGAGGAGUGGGUCAGCAGCAGGGUCAGUGAAGAAUUGGAGGUACUCACAGAUCCUGGGAUUCCUCGACCCCUUCGUCACCCCACGGAAAACCACCAGUAACAUGGGAGGGGUCGAGGCCCAGGACGUAGAGUACAACCACCCCAGGGACCAGAGGGAUACAGAAACAGAGUCAACAGAUAUCGACGAGGCGGAUCCAAGAUCCCCUGUCGCUUCUCCUGUCUCCCCAUUCCCUGGUCCUUCACCCCUUGCUGCUGCACCCACAGGACAUAAGAGGAGGAGAGCCACCCGGAGGCCCCGUGAUGGUCCUUCGGAGGUGGAGCAGACGCUGAUAGAGCUCCUGAGGCGUCCUCCAGCCCCACCACCACCACCACUACUACUACCACCACCACCGCCACCAGUGUCUGCUGACGAACACUUCCUCCUCAGCCUUCUGCCUUUUCUGCAGAGCAUGCCGCCUCAUAGAAAGGAACUAAUCAAAUUUCAAAUGUAUAAAUUGGCAAUGGAGAACAGCACCAUUGUGCUUAAUUUGGAACAUUUGGACCCCCACACCCCACAGUAGGCUUUUUUAAUAGAAAUGAGGCAGCAGGCUCUGCAUGAAACGCAGAAUGCCCUCCUUCCUCUUCUCCUUCAUUUUGUUCCCUGAGACUGUUCCACCUUUCAAGCGAGGUCCUUUUUGUUUCUGUCUCUGUAUGUAAAUAGUUUGUAAAUAUUUCAUUUUUAUUGUAGGUGAUCAUUGUAGUUAUUUUAAGUUUAUAUACAAUUAUUUUAUGGUUGGCCUGAAUAAAUACAUUUUAAAUAUG
This is a messenger RNA of Misgurnus anguillicaudatus (oriental weatherfish), 1139 nucleotides long. RefSeq lists its product as uncharacterized. Gene Ontology annotation, cellular component: nucleus; transcription regulator complex. Gene Ontology annotation, biological process: regulation of transcription by RNA polymerase II. The record is from RefSeq and is a predicted model, not a curated record. Lineage: Eukaryota; Metazoa; Chordata; Actinopteri; Cypriniformes; Cobitidae. Gene Ontology annotation, molecular function: DNA binding.